Messenger RNA from Drosophila simulans, 757 nucleotides. RefSeq names its product probable DNA-directed RNA polymerase subunit delta (gene EAChm). Lineage: Eukaryota; Metazoa; Arthropoda; Insecta; Diptera; Drosophilidae. The record is from RefSeq and is a predicted model, not a curated record. The transcript has a single exon. Bases 83 to 742 code for a protein of 219 amino acids.
CUUUUUGAAGAUAUAAAAACAAAGAUAAGCUAAUUGGAAAUCAUAGUCUCAGUUGCACUCAGCCUGUAUACAUUUGAUAAUCAUGCGAUCCAUAGCAUUUGCCCUACUGAUCUUUGCCGGUAUCCUGGCCUAUGGCAAUGCAGCUCCCCAGGUGAAUUUGGGUUGGCUGCAGGCGGUCCUGGCAGAGGCUGGUCAAAGGAAUACGACGGUUAAGUUUGGAAACAACACGGUGAUCAUUACGGGAGUGUCCAAUGCUGUUGCCAACAGCAACGAGGGAAAUAAUCGCCCAUCUCAACAACAUAACCCAUGGAACAACAAUUGGUAUCCGUACUAUAACAACUAUAACAACGGUUACUAUCGCAUCAUGCCCACCAUCAAUGGUCAAAUUGUCGAGGGUCCACAGUCCAGUGCAGAGGAAUCCCACGAGAUUUCCCAAGAGUUUUCUCAUGAGAUCUCCCAGAGUGACGAGGAAUCUGGCGAAGAUCAAUACCAACAGGAGGAUGAAACUGAAGAGGAUGAAGACGACAACGAAACAGAUCUUUCAGAGGACCAACUUGAUGAUCUAGAAGAGGAUCAGCUCGAUAAAGAGGAAGAGGUGGAAGAUGGUCACCAUGACCAAUCCGAGGAGGCUGGCCAGGAAGACAACGAAAAUGAGGAUGAGCUGAUCGAUCCCGAGGAAGAUGCUAUUGACCAGGCUCUAGAUGACAUCGAAAAAGAGAUAGCCGCUAGGGAAAAUGAAUAGGCAAUUUGCCCUAUU